This is a messenger RNA of Drosophila ficusphila, 2515 nucleotides long. RefSeq names its product proton-coupled amino acid transporter-like protein CG1139. Gene Ontology annotation, cellular component: vacuolar membrane. The record is from RefSeq and is a predicted model, not a curated record. The coding region runs from base 356 to 1864 and encodes 502 amino acids. NCBI's taxonomy places the organism in Eukaryota, Metazoa, Arthropoda, Insecta, Diptera, Drosophilidae. The transcript has 6 exons. Gene Ontology annotation, biological process: amino acid transmembrane transport. Gene Ontology annotation, molecular function: amino acid transmembrane transporter activity.
CCGUGCGGUUGAUUGAAUCUGAAAACAACUCGAACUCGAACUCGAAACCACUGAAAUCUCCGAUUCGAUUCCCAGUUAUCCCGGUCACGGUCUCGCUCGCAAGUUGCAUUAGUAAUAUUGCAUUUAUUAUUAUCAAAUCCAACUCCAAUCCCACCUUAAGACGAGUCUCGACCAUUGCUAUUAAAUUUGCCAUUUAAUUCUGUUUUGUAUCUGUAACAAGUGCUUGGAGGCCAUUCUCGAUUAUCGUCGAGUGUCGGUGUGGUUUCGUGCACCAGGAUCCGAAACCUAACCCCCAACGGCCCUAUCCUGCAUCCGCAAAGAUAUCGGCUAAUCAAGGAUUACCAUUGUUACAACCAUGAGUUUCCAUAAGAGCGACUCGCGGACGCCGCUGGCGCCCACCGAGUACACUAAAAUCCCGACGGUCGCUGCGGGCUACGGAGAAAACGAGAAGCCCAAAGGCGGCAAAGGCGGGCAACCCAAGUUCAUCCGCUCGGACAUGGCCGACGUACCCGUCCAGCAGGCGGCGGGAUCCACGCUUCCGUUGGUGAUCACUCGGAAAAAAGGCGACGACUCCGAGGAUGGCAACUACAAUCCGUUCGAGCACCGCAAGGUGGAGCAUCCCACAUCGGACCUGGAGACAUUUGUGCACCUGCUGAAGGGAUCGCUGGGCUCCGGCAUAUUGGCCAUGCCGAUGGCCUUCUCCCACGCGGGCUUGUGGUUCGGUCUGGUGGCCACCUUUGCGGUGGGCACCCUGUGCACGUACUGCGUCCACAUCUUGGUCAAGUGCGCCCACAUCCUCUGCCGGAGACGCAAGAUCCCGAUGAUGGGAUUCGCCGACGUGGCGGAGCAGGCCUUCCUCGACGGACCGCCGUCCCUGAACCGCUGGUCCCGCUUCAUCCGGUUUAUGGUUAACACGUUUCUGGUGAUCGAUCUGCUGGGCUGCUGCUGCAUCUACCUGGUCUUCGUGGCCACCAAUGUGGAGCAGGUGGUGCGCGUCUACAUGGAAACGGAACUGAGCAUCCGCGUUUGGAUCAUGAUCGUGACGGCGCCGCUGAUCUUCAUGUGCCUGGUGAGGAACCUCAAGUUCCUGACGCCCUUCUCGAUGAUCGCCAACAUCCUGAUGUUCGUGGGCAUCGUGAUCACCUUCAUCUACAUGUUCUCCGAUCUUCCCGCCCCCACGGAACGUCCCGGAAUCGUGGGCGUGCCCGAGUGGCCGCUCUUCUUCGGCACCGUGAUCUUCGCUCUGGAGGGCAUCGGUGUAGUCAUGUCCCUGGAGAACGACAUGAAGAACCCCAGCCACUUCAUCGGCUGCCCGUCGGUGCUGAAUCUGGGAAUGGGUCUGGUGAUUGCCCUCUACACUCUGGUUGGCUUCUUCGGCUUCUUGAAGUACGGACCUGAGACUCAGGCCAGCAUUACGUUGAAUCUGCCCCUGGAAGACAAGUUGGCUCAAUCCGUUAAACUGAUGAUUGCCAUCGCCAUCUUCUUCACCUUCACCCUGCAGUUCUACGUCCCCGUCACGAUUUUGUGGAAGGGAUUGGAGCACAAGAUCCGCCCGGAGAAACAGAACAUCAGCGAGUACGGACUUCGUGUGUUCUUGGUGAUCCUGUGCGGCGGAAUCGCGGUGGCCCUGCCGAACUUGGGGCCCUUCAUCUCGCUGAUCGGAGCGGUGUGCCUGAGUACUCUGGGCAUGAUAGUUCCGGCCGUGAUCGAGUUGGCCGUGUACCACGAGGAUCCCGGAUUCGGACGCUUCAAGUGGCGGCUGUGGAAGAACUCCGGACUGAUACUGUUCGGCGUGGUGGGCUUCGUGGCCGGAACCUAUGUCAGCAUCAUCGAAUUCCACGAGGAGUUCAGCGGCGGCCACUGAGACCACCGAUCAUUUAAUUUAAAGUAGUCUUUAAUGAAACUCUUCUAAGCACAGGGAUGUCUAAGUUAAGUUUUUAACUAAUUUUAGGGCUAACCAAAGUUUUCUAGGACUCUGAAACCCCCCCCUCCACCUCCACCUCCACCCCUCCCACGCCACCCGUCCUUUAAUCCUCCACCGAUCCGAUCCGAUCCGUUAUAUCCUGAUAUAUAUUUACCUAUUUAAUACCAUUAACCCGUUUUUGGCGGGUUAACUGCAAACCAAACAACAAAAGUAUUUCGAUUUAGUCGAUGCCACGCCCCCGACGAGCUGUGGAAUUGGGUGGGCGUGGCAUUAAGGUUACUUAGAGAAUUCUUGUAGAAGCGAUUUUGUAUCGUAGUGAUUUUGACAACAACUUAGUCGUAAUUAGUUCCUACUCGAACUAAGCCAAGACAGACGGACGCAGCCGAAGUUUGUUCUUCGUUCUUCAAUUAUUUUGUUUUAUCAUUGAUUUACUCUGUACAUUAUCGACGCCCUAUUUCAAUAAUCAUGACAUAUUACCAAUUACCAAUUACCAAAUACCAAUUACCGAUACACAAAGAACCGCUGCCCCCCGGGCAGCAAAAAAAUGGCAACAAAAAAAAUAAUAAAAACCUAUUAAAACAAACAAAAUGG